This is a messenger RNA of Rattus norvegicus (Norway rat), 1717 nucleotides long. RefSeq lists its product as uncharacterized. The record is from RefSeq and is a predicted model, not a curated record. NCBI's taxonomy places the organism in Eukaryota, Metazoa, Chordata, Mammalia, Rodentia, Muridae.
UCACUGCGCUCUCCAUAAAGACAGCUAUCACUACCAACACUUCAAAACCUUAACCAUCUUAUCUGAAGCCCGCUGCCAAAGAGAUCACAGAAGCCGUGCAAAGUCAAGGAAAGCAGUAACAGAAGCAAGGCUUCCAAAACCAUGGAAACAGAGCGCGCUCGGGGGCCCCAGUCAGAGCCCAGGAAUGUCCUGUUCUCCAGGCAGCAACUUCCCUGCAGCUGGGCUGCAGAGGAGUCAAUGAGGCUUCACCUGGAGACGCCCAGAGUUGAGAUCCAGGGCUUAGAAAAGAAAACAAUGGUAACUUCCUUAAAGCAUCCUGGAAAAAAACAGAGCGGCAGCAGCUCCCGCCUCCCUUUGACGUGGACAAAGAGGGCGACUCCCCCCGCGCUGGCGCACAGUGCUACAAGCACAGGCCCGUGGGACAGACAGAUGGACAGGAUGACAGACAUAGAAAGAUUGAAGACUCUCAGGCAGAAAGACGCUCAAACACGGUGCAGAAACCUGCAAGGCCCCGCCAGGCCUGGGGACCACUGUGCUGUGCUGGCCCUAGGAACUCACGCCCAGCCAGGGUCCUGGGACCAACCAACCUCUGCCUGGGGCCACUGCAAACCACAUCACCCCGCCACCCCGCCAUCCCGCCAUCCUGCUACCCCAGUGCUCAGUGCGCGCGCAGGGACGCCCCCACCAGGCGCGCGAGACACCCGGAGCCCGGAUGCCGCCGCGGCGGACGCGAAGGCCCGCGCCCUCACUGCGAACGCGGGAGACGCCCAUGCCCCGGGUACGGUUCGGGCCCAGCAGACACCCACCGAGCUCCUCGCAUCCCGCCGCCUCCGCCGGCGCCGGCGCUUCCAUCCCUCGGGGGUCUCCAGGUCGCCGCCGCCCGCUCUGCCGGCCGCACCGCCGAGCAUGCGCAGAGCCGCCCCGAGGGGCGGGGCCCGGGCCGGCCUUGACCGUAGCCCACGCGGGUCCGCGCCUCGCAGGGUGACAGGAGCCGCACCUAAAGGCUAAGGAGCUAUUCUCUGAACUCCGGGGCUUCGGGUGCCGGGGAGACAGGGUCUCGGACCGCGCGGAAAGCAGGCAGACUGCAACUCCGACGGCCGACUGUCAGUCUUCGUCCACCGUAGCUGACACUAGCAAAGGCAGCUCGAUGUUGGUAGGCUCUGGCACUGGUGUCUUAAAGACUGCUGGCGUCAGGGUUAAGGCUUAGAGGGAGGUGUCCCACACUGUCAGGCGUUACACUACUCAAUGUAAUCUGUAAGCCACUGAGCUCACUGCCCACGCAAAGGGAAGUCACUUCACCACCACCAACAGUAAACCAAUGAAGGCAGGCGAGGCAUCUGCCACUUCAGCGGGGACUCUCAGCCUGCAUGCAAAGCUGGCCUCGAGUGGACACCAAUAAAUGUACGAUUAAUCCACAGACAAGAUACCUAAUUUUAAGAUUGAAGACUUCAUAGUGCCCCAGCACUCAGAGGAAGAGGCAGGCAGGUCUGUGUGUUCAAGGCCAGCCUUGGCUACAUAGAGAGUUCCAGGACACCCAGGGCUGCACACAGAGAUGCUUGCUGUCUUAAAUAAAACUAAAAUGUAAAAAGAUUACCAUGGUGAGACGUGCCUGUAGUCCCAGCACUUGGGAGGCUGAGUCUAGAGGAUUAAGAGUUUAGGCUAUCCUCGGCUUCAUAGGAAUUUUGAGCCAGCCUAAGCUGCAUGAGAUUCUGUCUUU